This is a messenger RNA of Serendipita indica DSM 11827, 1158 nucleotides long. The record is from the annotation of a GenBank genome assembly. Lineage: Eukaryota; Fungi; Basidiomycota; Agaricomycetes; Sebacinales; Serendipitaceae.
AUGGCCUCUUCCAAUCUCGACUUUGGUGCAUUUGCAUCAGCGUCCGCCUCGUCCUCGUCCGCCAUCGACCCUCUAACACGCUCAAGAACACUCUUCUUUCUCUCUGUACGCGACUCGCAAUCCCGCGCUCCAUCAUCCCGCCGCCGCCGCCCUGGGCCACUCCCACCCUCGUCUGCCAACGCCGACAACCCAAAAGGAAAAGCAAGGGAUCCAUUUGUCAUCUAUGACGAAGAGGAAGACGAAGAGGACGCGUCUGAACGUGGUCGACUUCUCCCCUCGAGUGGCGGUCAAAAGUCCAACGGUGGACACGUACGGAUCGACAUGGACAAGCUUCCUCCUGCAUGGGUGGAACUAGCAGACAACGUUGAGCGAAUCCUGGCUGCCGUGGUAAUCAAGAUCUCGGCCCUCGACAAAUUGCAUGCGAAGCAUGCUCUGCCAGGCUUUGCGGAUCGGACAGCAGAGGAGCGGGACAUUGAGCGAAUGACGACAGAGAUUACGAGGGACUUUCGACAAUGCCACUCGCUCAUCCAAAAAGUAAAGGCUGAGCCAACGCCGAUCGCGACUACAGCUUCACCCAACCAACAACAUACUUUCCCGCCUCGAGAACGACAGAUGAAACCUCCGAGUGCACACGAGGUGCUGGCCGCAAAAAAUGUGCAACGAGGCCUCGCGGCAAAGGUGCAGGAGACGAGCGCGCUCUUUCGAAAGAAACAAAAAGUAUAUAUGGAUAGACUCCAAGGUCAUGCGAUCAAAAACCAAGAUCUGUUAAUUGCCAGCGGCGCAAUCUCUCUCCACGGCUCUGAGGGGUUGUCAGCCGUGGAGGAGGACAUGGCAGCUGCCCAGCAACAACAGCAACAGCAAUUGGACGUCCAGACGCAGGCACGUACUCGGGAGUUGGCCGAAAUUGCAAAGAAUAUUGCCAGUUUGGCAGAUUUGUUCAAGGAUCUGUCCUCCUUGGUCAUUGAGCAAGGCACAAUUCUCGACAGCGUGGAGUACAACAUCGAACGGACCGCAGAUGCGAUGGAAGGGGCCGUCAAAGAGCUCAAGAUAGCCCAGGGCUAUCAGCGAAAUACAGGGAGGCGGCAGUGCAUCUUCUUCCUCCUCCUUCUCAUCUUCGCAGCCAUUGUGGUUUUGAUCUUCAAACCACGAAGGCACUAG